CCAUUUUCAGCAUAAUUUAUACACGAGACACAAUGAAUUGGACCGAGGGUAACCUGGCUCGCCAUUCACAUGGCAGAGCCAAAAACGGGGUCCUAAUGCGCCAGAAACAGCAUUUUGCAAAGGCGCGCAACAACCUACUGAGUGGCAUCAAGCGCAGCCCGAUCAUGACAUCAUCCUUCAACAUAGAGUUAUCAAGACGACCUGAGAAGUCCCGAAAAUCUGCAGGUUCUCAGUGCAAUAGCCAUUCUUGGUGGAUACACUCACCCGAACGAGAGCAACGGCAGGCAGCAAGUACGAAAGCACAACCUCGUCUUGAGGAUCAACAACAUCACCGAUCAAGAGGUGAACUUCCAACCCAAAACGAGAUUUUAGGCAAAAAAAGGAAGACACCAGCGGUAGAUACGCCCAGUAGGAUCGACAUCGACGUGAAAAGGCGGAAGCUCCUCAGCAAGCCAGAUUGGGCUGGCUUGACCAUGCCGCAACCAGUUGAUAUGCUCUUCUCGAAACCACCACAGGAGGCGAAUAAUAGGCGAUGGGGAAAGGUUGACCAGUCGCGUUUAAGAAAAACUAGAGGAAAUCGCCACUUCACGGCUGAUAUCCGAGCAGAAGUGUUCUCCCCUGUGCAACACAGUUCGAAAUCCAGGGCCCGACAGCCGAAGCAGUCUCCUAUCAAGAUUCAGAUUGAAAGACAGGAGACCUAUGGCAGUAGCACAAGUUCCAAUACGCAAAUGACGCGCAGGAGAUUCAGCUUGGUUCCCCCCAUGAAUAGGUCACCUUCGCGCCAUGACAUAAGAAGACGGGGUGAGCCAAUUCAGAAGAAGGCUGCACAAGCGAAGGUACCACACCAGAGAAGUCGACGGUACGGUUCUAUUUCGGGUUCCUGCUCGAGUUCGGAAUAUGACCCACAGUUUUCUGGAGCUGAUGUUCCGGCUCACGUUGUUUACUCAUCGUCUGAGAUCCAUGAACCUUCCCCACGUCGACUGGAGGACUAUAUGGUGCUUCGAUGGUCCCCGUCCAGGUCGGGUAGCACGAACAGUCUCCAAGCCCAAGUCGGUCGCGGGCCACCGCAGCCUUCAGCCUCUCCAAUUGUCGAAAACAAUAAGUGGCUAGCUUUGUUAUCUUCCUCGGAUAACGGAAUCAGCCCAUUGAUGAGAGGUUCUUCUCUCUGUCGCAGCGACCUCCCACAACCCAUAAGCCCCGGUUUAAGCACCAUUGAGUAUCAUUUUGACAUGGCGCCUAUGGAUGAGGAUUUAUAUUCAUCAAAAACGUCAGAUGCUGCCCAGUUUUCAACCAGAUCAUCCAAGCAAUGUGCUGAGGUCCAGUCAAUGCCUUCAACUAAAAAAGGCCCUGACCAUUCAAUGAUUGCGAUGCAUGGUUCAGUUUCUCCGGAACUUAUAUACCAGGAUGGGUUGUCUUCAAGUCGGAAAGCUGAUCCUAGCCCCGGUAUGUUCGCGAAUGAUGACUCAGACUCUCUACGAUCCUCACCGGAGCUACUUGAAGAGCCCUUCUCGGACCAGCAUCAAACAGUGCUUAAAGGGUAUGGCACUGUUCCGACUCAGAUCAAAGCCGAUGCUGCAAAACACUCGCAAGCCUUGGUUGAGUCAACUAAACACUGUAUACAAGCUCAUUCAUUGGUUUCCAAGAUGGAUUGCCACAACAUGGACUGGAAUGUUUUGAUUGGGAUAACCAAGAGUCUGGAGCCCCCUAUUGUGGUGAAAUCCGCGACUCGAACUGCAAAGGAUGUUAAUGAGGCAUGGAUGAAAUUCAUUUUCGACAUGGAUAAUGACGAGAUGGAGGAAAUCAAGUCGCAAGCUGUCCAUCAAGCUGCGCAAGAACUCCGACCUUCAAUGAUUCCUGUAGUUGCCUCUCUCGAAGAAUCUAGUGCCGAAUCGGUCGAGUUCUCAAUGACCACGGCUUCGGGCGGGACCUCCACUUGGUCGCCCGUGGAGCAUUGCACUAUGGGCACCGUCCGCACCUCAUCAAGCCAACGUCUUGAUGAAGAUGAUGACAUGACUUAUUUGGCCCCAAGCGCAAGCAACGCCGCUACACAUGGCUCGGUGUCAUCUUCAACAGUACCACAAAGGCAACGCUCUCGCGCGAAGACCAUCUCUGCACCAGCUACUGAACAAGUCGAGGUGACAGUUGGGAGUGUCACCGACACGACUUCGUCCCCUGAAAGUACAAAUAAGAUGUCCAUAGCAAUUUCCUCUGAUCCUGAAACAAUCGACACGGGCGCAGCGACGGUGGCUAGCUCGGAUGCAACAGACGAUAUCCACUCAGACUCUCGCAUUACAAUGCCUCAAACUUUUGAUAGGAAACUAGAAGAACUUGGCAAAAAGCGAACGGGGAUGCUACUACCGCCGGCAAAAAUAAAAUCAAGAGGCGAUAGUGGCAGAGGACGUCGAAGGAAGAAGGCACUCGCUGGGAGGACCGCUAUCAGCAGUUUGCCGAGUUUUGACGGGGAUCUAAUUGAAGAUAUUGUCGAUGAUUAG
Messenger RNA from Pseudomassariella vexata, 2492 nucleotides. RefSeq lists its product as uncharacterized. The transcript has a single exon. The record is from RefSeq and is a predicted model, not a curated record. Bases 33 to 2492 code for a protein of 819 amino acids. NCBI's taxonomy places the organism in Eukaryota, Fungi, Ascomycota, Sordariomycetes, Amphisphaeriales, Pseudomassariaceae.